GGAGCUCCGAACUUUUGUAUGUAUUGUAUAACCCACGCGUCAGUCAUCUAUAGGAAAACGGCUCAAAAUCCCAAAACAAAUCAAAAAGAAACGACAAAGGCGUCCUCUCAUUGGUCACUCACUACCAACACCAACCACAACCAGCUCCUUUUCACGCCGGAAACUCACCGAUCCAUCUAACCCUCCCGCCCUCUCUCUUUACGCCUUUCCUCACAUCUUCCCUUUCUUCUCCUUCCUCCUCCAUUGAUUUCUCCUCCGAUUCCAACAAUCUCGCCUCCGCCUCUCUCCGCCGCUUGCGGUCAAAGUAAAACUUCCUGCAUCCUUUGGCUCUUCUCUCUCUCUCUCUCUCUCUCGCUUUACUAAUUGUUCCCUCCUUAUCUGAUGUUGGAGUUCCUUCACUCCUUCCCUCUUUAAUUUCCAGCAGCCGGUUUGUUGCUUUUGUUUGGUUGCCGAGAUCGAGGGAGAAAGAGCAAAUGGGGAGAGGGAAAAUAGAGAUAAGGAGGAUAGACAAUUCGACGAGCAGGCAAGUGACGUUCUCAAAGCGGAGGAAUGGACUCCUGAAGAAAGCGAAAGAGUUGGCAAUCCUAUGCGACGCCGAAGUUGGAGUCAUCGUCUUCUCCAGCACCGGAAAGCUCUACGAUCUCGCAAGCUCCAGCAUGAAAUCCGUAAUCGAAAGAUACCACAAGACUAAAGAGGAGCACAACCAUGUACUGGGGAAUCCCACUUCUGAAGUCAAGUUCUGGCAAAGAGAGGCAGCAAUGUUGAAGCAACAGCUACAGAGCUUGCAAGAAAACCAUAGGCAAAUGAUGGGUGAAGAGCUUUCAGGCUUGGGUAUAAAGGAUUUACAGAAUUUAGAAACCCAAUUGGAGAUGAGCCUUAGAGGUGUUCGGAUGAAAAAGGACCAAGUCCUAGUGGACCAAGUGCAAGAAUUAAACAGAAAGGGUAACCUCAUCCACCAAGAAAAUGUGGAGCUCUAUAAGAAGGUAACCCUACUACGAAAGGAAAACGUGGAAUUACACAAAAAGGUUUACGGGGCGAGAGAAGCGAACAGAAACUCCCUUCUCAUCAAUGGUCUGACCAUCCAGGAGGAUUCAGAUGUGCCUGUACGUCUCCAGCUCAGCCAGCCACAAGACGAAGAUCAUCGUGAUCUUACACCACCAAGAACCACAAAACUAGGGCUACAACUGCAUUAGCAAAAGAGGAUGCAGCUAAUGGGAGUGAAUGCGCUAAGUUGUACGUACAGUGGCUCAUGUACUGCAAACUGAAGUCACUAGUGCCUGAGCAGCUGCUGGCCAAAGGAAAAGCCAGGAUUUUAUUUCCUAGGACAAAUGGAAAAAGAACAAUACUUUCUUCUUCAAGCUGUAAUAAAGAGGAAUUGGCUUAUUGCGCUGCGUAUAUAGUGCUUCUUGUCCAGUCUUUUGAAGCUGAUCAAAAGAAGCACUACUCUUGUUUGUUUUAGGAUUAACAAAUUGGUGAACAAUGAACAAGCAUAACAUGUCCAAGCGGAUGGUUCAAGAAGCAAAGCUAUCCACCGCAAGAGAAGCAGCAACUAUGUCUUGACAUUUUUGUCAACACCAAUAUGAACAACUGAUUCCACCGCAAUCCAAUGCAGAACAAAAUCUCCUAUCACCGCAAAAAUUAAAACUAAAAAGGGUAAAAAAGACAAUGUGAGAAU
Linum trigynum is the source of this 1675-nucleotide messenger RNA. The record is from the annotation of a GenBank genome assembly. Lineage: Eukaryota; Viridiplantae; Streptophyta; Magnoliopsida; Malpighiales; Linaceae.